Molecule: messenger RNA, 3907 nt
Organism: Paramacrobiotus metropolitanus
Lineage: Eukaryota; Metazoa; Tardigrada; Eutardigrada; Parachela; Macrobiotidae
Product: bridge-like lipid transfer protein family member 3B
Exons: 18
Coding region: 394-3672 (1092 amino acids)
Source: RefSeq, a predicted model, not a curated record
UGAAAACGGGCGACUCCCGGAGGCAGUUAUCUUAUUUGUUUACGUAUUUCCCCGUGUUGGACGAUGACGUGAACUUACAGUCUGCCUGUGACAAAAAUUGGGGAAAUUUCUUGACUUUCUGAACUGCGCAAAUUAUUGUUUAUUUUAACUUACAUUUCGAAUGUUGUGUUAGGAUCCUAAUCUAAAUUGACGAUAAUCAUUGAGGAUACAGCUUCGUUCUUUGUAUUGUUUUGUGGAUUUCGGUGCGAUUUACAACACCUUUGUCGCUGCGGGACUGGUCGUACUGUUGUUCGGAAGGGUCGACACUUGACAGCUUUCUGCCUAGUGCUCUUUUUCUGGCUGUUUUUUUGGUACUAAACUGGACAUUGGACCAUCCGUAGUGCUAAUGACAUUAUGGCCACCGGAAUCAUAAAAAAGCAGCUUCUGAAAGUGUUGUCCAGAUUUACAAAAAAUGUUGACCCGGAUAAGGUGCAGUUCUCAUCCCUUUCUCAAGCGUCGCUAUCGGAUUUAGUUCUUAACGAAACGGUCCUCACUGACAUUUUGGACUUCCCGGUGUGGAUGAAAAUCAGCCGAGUAGUAUGCAACCGAGUGACAAUCCAAAUACCAUGGACGAAUUUGUCAUCUCAACCGAUUCGCAUCGCUUUAGACGAAGUUUACGUAGAUAUGGAAACAUGCAAAGAAUUUCGGAAGCCUUCCGAUGCUCCCACAGUAGCUACUUCGGGAUAUGGGAGAACGGAAAUGGCUAUGGAUGGCAUGCUCAUCACUGUCAACAUGAUCGAAAUGCAUUUCCGCGCGCCCAGUUUUCACAUGUCUUUCCAGAUCAAUAGGGUGAAGUGCUUCAGCACAACGUCAAAUUACGACGGCACAAAUGAUCUCCGGAUGACCAGAAUCAAAGACGAAGCCAAAGAUGCAAUAAUGGUUUUUAAGUGUAUCGCAUGGCAGACGCUUCGAGUAGAAGCCUCUUCGGGACCGGAAACUCAAGGAUUAAAUUCUUCAUCGAUUCGUUUUAUUACUAACGGUGGUCAGGCCAGAAUAGCUUUGAAAAAGAGCUUAUCGUCUUGUGCUCUGCUGGCAUCGAGAUUGCAAAUUAUUAUGGAUGACCUCCUGUGGGUUUUGACGCCUACCCAACUGAAGGCGGCAUUGCUGGUGUUGGAACAGAUUAAAGAUUUAGCAAAGCAGGCCGAGCUGCAGGAACGUGAUAAGAAGGCUGCCAAGAAGCUUGAUAGUUCUUUGGAUUUUAAUCGAAACUCGAAAAAAGUUCCGAUAAAUCCUAAUACUCCAGCUGGGAAAAUGUCACAGUAUUUCGAUAAGAUUGAUAUCCGCGAGACAUCCUACCAUUUCCACCUGGGAAAGCUGAACAUGCAUAUUUGUGAUGAACCACAAAGAAGCGACGCUGCACCUCCUAGAAAAUAUGAUGAUGCUGCCAUUUUAGUCGAAUUAACGAUGUUGAAAGUCGAUCAUUAUCCAUUUCAUAUUCCGAGUAUUGCUCGACGUCACUGGUUGACUUAUCAGGAACCGACAGUCCAGUAUUUGGAUUGGCAGAAGGAUAUUUUGGGAGAUUAUGUCAGGAAAAUAGAACUUUCGGUUCCGGAGUUGCCGGUGAAUCCAUUUAAAAUCAUGAUGAAUGCUUGCUGGGUAUUUCGUUUGGAGGAUUUCCGUAUUAACAACAUGACGACAUUCCAGUCACAAAAAUCCAGGGAAAAUGAUAUCAUUAAUCUGUUUCCGUUCUGUUGCUCCACAAAGAAGCUGCUACAUUUGCCAAAACAAUGCGCAGCAUUACAUGCUGAAUAUAUCGUUCAUUACUUUCCGCAGGCGAUGCCUUGUCCUCCUCCACCGCACAUUAUGUCUGUUUACUGCAAUCCCCUGCAGGUGACACUCGAUCCAUCAACGUUGGAUUGGUUUUCACUAAUCUGCUCGGAGCUGAUAUUUAAAGAUUUAUCCCCGGGAACGAAAUUAUCUGCUGACAUGGUUCCUGAUGUGGCUUGUCGAUUCGAGACACUAUUACCAAAGAUUAUUUCUCCGGGGUCUCCUUUACAUGCUUCGCAUCCGUUUACGAAAUGUCUGCAGCUGCAGAGUGGUCGCGUUAUUAUGACGAACACCGAUAUAGGACGUACGAGAUCUCUUUCAGAUAGCCUGUCUUCCAUCGACAAGUACAACAGUGGCUUAGUCGACGACCGAUCCUUUCCUAAUUACAAUGGUGAUCCGGAUGUAUGUUUGUUUCUGGAUUUGGCUAAAAAUCUAGCGCAAAACCCACCUCUGCCGUACUCUGUCUGGUCUGCGACGACUGAUCCAAUGUGGAUUGAAUUUAUCGAUUUGAAAUCUCCCAAAUUACGUCCGAUUCCUUUUCUGGAUGCCAUUCCUGUUACAGUAUGGAUGAUUCCGUUGUUAUUCGCAUCGGAUCAAAUAACGCCUACGGCAGUGCUGAUGCUGGUCGAUAUUUUCACCCCAAUUAUUAAAGCUCAAACCACAGCUGAAGGAUAUAACACGAUUAUGCAUUGUAAUGAAACAGCAAUGAAGGUCUCUGAAUCCAUUGUCAAAAUGUUGGCUCGUGAUACCGUAGCCACCGAAUCUUCCGCGCUGGUAUUCCAGUCUGUCGCAAUCCUUCCCAAAAUAGAAUUUACGUUGUUAUUGGGUGCCAGCCAAUCGCCUUCCGAGUCAUUGGACAGGAUUUCUGGGGACGGUCCGAUACAGGAGAAAACGCCGGAGCCGCUACCGGCAGUUGCCCAGACUGCGGAUAAAGCUUUUGACCUAGGUUCAUUUGGGGAGAAUGAUAUGGGGCAAAAUUUGGGAUCAAGCGAAAAUUUAUUCUUGAAAGAUGGCGAUUUUGAUGCACGAUCGAUGCACUCGGUCGUCAGUGAGGCCAGUAUAGCGGACAUGAGCAGUUUCACCUUCGAUGACCACUUACUGAUCCCAUCUGACAGUGAAGUCUCGGCGCCUGUAAUUCCUGACAAUUCGGCGCUGAGUCGUGGGAAUUUGGAUUUGAUUUCCCCGACGAACAGAGCGGUUGUUCACCUCUUGGUUGUUGAAAUCGAGAAAUCAGAACUGACCUUGGCGAACUGGAAAGAAUUUUUUGUUACGAAGCUGCGUCUUCUCCGAAUUGGUACCAAAGAAAGCGGCGAUAUGGAUUUGGAGGGCGCGAAUGAGCGCUUUUAUUCAAAAAAUUCAGCAGAAGAGGAAAUGAGCUUAGAUACUCCCCCCACUGUUUCCUCGUCCGUCGUCGGGCGAUUCCAAAUUGAGCAGUUACCAAAUGGGGAAGUGGAGCGCGAAGCUACGGUGCACUGUCAAGAUUUGUCUUUCAGUAUAUCUUCCGAUGCCGCAUCGCAAAUCGGAUCAUUUUUUGUGACGGACGUGGUUGGUGAUCCUUUACCCUUGUUGUUACGACUCCAGAAUUUCACCGUUGCGCUUACUGAAAAGAUACCUCGGGAUGUUCCUUCACCUCCUUUUACACUGAAAAUACCUUUGCUGUUUUGUCAAAGAAGUCAGGACGGGAUAUUUGUGGUCGAACCAACAAAAAUAGACAAUAAUGACCAAGCUAAGGAAAAUGGAGUUGUGAACGAAUCUACCUCUUCAAUACAAGGAAGACUGUUCCGAUUGGAAAAGGAACGGAAGGCUAUUGAAGAAGAAAUAAAAUCUGUAGAGAUACUGCUGCAACAGAAUCAAGAGUCUAAAUAAUGCAAAUAUGUCUGUGAUAGCCAAUGCCCGGAGUAUUGUAUAAAUUUUUUUGACAUUUGUUUCGUUGGUGUACUAAUAAUGACGUGUGAUUGCAGGUUUUUCACAGCCUUUUCUUCCAUGAUAUAAUUAUCGCUAAAGAAAACAUGCACCUUACUGCUGUUGAAUGUUCUCUGUCAGUUCGUAAAAUGAUUAUCCGGAACAGCAUCCGUUAAUGAAUCACAAAUAAAAUAAUCAA